Messenger RNA from Didymosphaeria variabile, 2127 nucleotides. RefSeq lists its product as uncharacterized. NCBI's taxonomy places the organism in Eukaryota, Fungi, Ascomycota, Dothideomycetes, Pleosporales, Didymosphaeriaceae. Bases 1 to 2127 code for a protein of 708 amino acids. The record is from RefSeq and is a predicted model, not a curated record. The transcript has a single exon.
AUGGCUCGCCCAGCCACCUCUUUCUCGCCUUUCGUGCAAGACAUACGACCGUCACCCGAGAAAUAUUCAACACCAUCGCCACAACUCGACGACACAGUGGCCACAGAUCAACCCGCAUACCACAGGCAAAUCCUCUCGCUACAGCCGGAGCAGCAACCUGCCAUGGCUUCGCCAAUUCCGCCGCUGCGCGCAGAACAGCAAGUGUUCAGGUCCGGCUACCAAGGCCAGUAUGCUGCGCAGGUCGCCGCACCGUGGCUUGAACACAUGGACCCCGCAUUGAACUCACAGAGUCACAACUCUCCCCUCGAUAGGCAUGAGUAUGGGCCCGAGGAUCAGUACAUCUUUACUGAACAGCAUGCCGCGCUUGACUACGGCUUACCUGCUGACUAUCGCACCGCGGCCGAGCCCUUUCUCACAUAUGCCUCUGUCCAGGACCAGGGUCAGCUCAGCGUUGAGCCGGUUAGGGCUCUGAUUGGCAACGGUAUGCCUACGGUACAACAGCAAAUCGGGCUGAAGUUCGCGAUGACGGAGCCUCUUGAGGUGAUUCUCCCAACCGAUGAGGAACUGGCUCAGGAUGUAGAUGCCGAGGGUGAGACAGAGGACGAAGAAGACGCUGAGGUGGGCAAGAACAGUACUGCUACGGAAGUACCUUGCAGUGACCCUGGUUAUCACAGCCAGACCGAAGAGCAGCAACCUGCGCAACCUCAGCAGAAACUCUAUAUCCGCUUCUCGGCCAGAAAGAAGCAGGUGGAGGAAGACGCAGAAAGCAAGAAGGGUGACACAAACACACUUGAAAAUGAGCGGAAGCGACCAAGCACAACGUCCAUUGAGGAGUUGACAAACGAGAUUGUAGGCGGCGCUUCACACAAGAGGACAAGGUUCGAGCGCGGACCCACCGAGCCGAAGAUUUCGUCGUCGCCAGCACCAGCAACCAAGGGCAAACAGAAGAGGCAAAGCGAAACGUCUGUUGAGCAUUUGAGAAACGAGCAUGUGGAAGGCGGUCCGCGGAAGGGUGCGCGGAAGGACUCGUCGCUGUCUUCACCGUUGACCGAGCCAGAGGCUGACCAUCCUUUGAUGCAAAAUACUCAGCAAGGUGGCCGUAUCCUUUCCAUGCAAGAGCAGUACGCUUCUUCUCCUCCUUUGCCCACAACUGACAUUGCUCCGCCGCCACCGCAUCGCUUCAGCGCAGAGAUUCCGGAAUACAUCAUCGAGCUCUUUGAAGGUCUGGAAGGUCAAGAUUACCAGGUUCUCCCAGAUAUCGAAGAUCGAAACGGCAAGGUCCUACCAUGGACAGCUGAGCGGCUCACGCUUCUCUAUAUCCACAGCUACACCCAGGACAACAUUGAGCUUUGUGAUCUCAUUACCGAUGUGUGGAUCCGCGCCUUUCAGGAACGCAACCGCACCAUGGGUCUUCCUCCCAUGUGGCGCCCAAACAAACAUCACUCAGGGCGCGAUCUUACUAGGGACAAGGAUGGUUAUAUGAAGGAAUAUGGUCAAGUCGGCCUGCCUGACGUGCCGAGAUGGCAGCAGGAGCUCGACUUGCCCACCCUCGGUAAAGACGUUACGAAGUUCAUACCGCGGCUCCUCAACCAGCUCUAUGACCAAACGGCGGAGAGUAACGGCGCACGUAUGCUCUGGGCGGACGCGAUCGCGCUGUGUGGUACUACAGCUGAAGAUUUCUUCACUGAAUGCAAGAAGCAGAAGAUUGAGGUCCAUGAGGGCCUGAUCCACAACGUCAUGUGCACAUCCCUCCGUGGGCUCCGGCGCAAUUUGACUCUGAAGAUCGAGGAGGUGAACAAGGACUCUUGGUGCCGGCGGUAUCACCUACACUCCAAGUGGGGCAUGGAGUGCCAUCGAUCGAAGGGAAAGAAGGACAAGGAGGAGAAGCAGGCAGCUCAGUCGCCGACACACACUGCUGGUGGAGAUGGAGAGAUGCUCGCUGUGCAAGACGAUUUGAACGCAGCGAUGCUGCAAGGAUUCGAGCAGGAAGAGGACGAUGGGAACCUGGCGCAGGAGGUUCAUCAAAGAAAGCACCUCCAAUGCGCCGGCGACGCUCCUAGCAGUGUUCACGAUAGCGCCGUGGACGUCGAAGGCGGCGACAAUGGCGACAGUUCAGAGGAAGAGUGA